Glarea lozoyensis ATCC 20868 is the source of this 1872-nucleotide messenger RNA. RefSeq lists its product as uncharacterized. NCBI's taxonomy places the organism in Eukaryota, Fungi, Ascomycota, Leotiomycetes, Helotiales, Helotiaceae. The transcript is spliced from 3 exons. The record is from RefSeq and is a predicted model, not a curated record. The coding region runs from base 1 to 1872 and encodes 623 amino acids.
AUGGGGAAUAAAAGCAAAAAGCGGCAAAACCACUUCGACCUGGGUGAAGCGGCCGAUGAUUACCGCAACGGGAGUGAUUUUACAAGCCAGAGCAACGCCUACGGGGAGCGAGACAGAGGUCGAAAUAGGGAUCUAACUUCUGCCAUCCGUAAUGACGGAGAAGAUGACGAAAUUUCUGAAGGCCAGGAAUCACCCGAUGUGACUGACCUCGAAAUUGAUCAGUAUCUUGCUGUUGUCGAAGAUCUUAGAAUGAAGCUGGACGCUAGCCAGAUGGCUACUGAAACUGCACUUGUUUUCUAUGGCAAACAUCAAGCUGAAAUUCAAAAGGUAGACACCACUCGGGAACAACUUAAGCAGAUGACCGAGAAGUGCAGCGAUUACAGGAUUGUAAUCAACAAUCUUCAACAGUUUGAAGGAGAGAAGGAACGAGAGUUAGCCAGAAAAAAAGCAGCUAUUGAUGAGGACAGAAGAAAACUUGAUUCCUUGAAAGAACAAGCGACCAAAUACAUGCAGAAAUUAGAAGAAGAGAAGCGCGAGUUUGAGAAUACGAAGAUAACAAAAGAAGCAAAACAAGUCUUGAAGCUACAAGAGAAGAAGGCGGAACUUGAAAGAGAGCAUAACAAACGGUAUGACGAGCGAGUGGCAGAUCUUGAAAAGGCAAUAAAGAAGAGCCAAGAUGACGACAAGAAGAAGAUAACGGAUCUGCAAAGUAGGAAUGACGAGCUUGUGAAGGAUGUUGAGGAGCAGAGACGUAGAUUGAAAGAUGCCGAGAAAAGGUGCAAGGAUGUAGAGAAGUUGAGGAGUCUAUCAGAAACAGAGGUCGAAGACUUGAGCCAAAAGUUGAAGAUGGCGUUGAACGAGUUUGGGCUAUGCGCCAGCACGAGUGAAUAUUUCAAGAGCGAAUUUCUCAAAAUGCAGAGCGACGUUCAGAGUCUCUCUUACCGAUACGUGAAAGAAAUCAAAAUUGAUGAUCUUGAUGCUGCGAUACACGACAAGAUCGAGAAAGUAGAUGAAGAUUUUGCAUCGGUUCCUAUUUCUAAUACUGUGGUUUCUCAAGAGCUGUGUUUUGCGCACUUCCAACGAGUUAUCUCCUCUCAGCUUCGGGCUAUCUUCUGGCAACCAUUCUCAUCUGAGAUGACAGUGCAAGACUCACAACAGACUUUGCUACUCAACCAAAUCUAUGAUAGCCUGGCCAAAAGUUCUCAUGAAGGCAAAAGCGGGUUCCGCGCUGCAAGAACUUUCGCAGUUCUCGCUCUACGCAGUCUCCACUCCCAAUCAACGUCAACUAAACGCGCGGAGCUAUUCACGGAGAAUACAAUGAAAAUCCUGUCACUCCUAGUCUCUCCCAAGAUACAUCCAGUCCUUCGAAAAGACCUCACUCAUCUGGCUACAUCCGCCAUCUCCUUGUGGAAUACUGUUCAAAUGGAUGAGCGUGAAAUACAAGUGCAUCCUAGUCUUGACCCAGCAAGCUUUCAGGAGCCGGAGGACAAGGACAUUGCCAGUACCGACAGCAGGGUCUUUGUUUUGUUUCCACGUGUCACUGCACGAAAGUGUGCACAAACAGACAAUGCGCACUCCGUCGGUCUUCCAGGCGGUUGGCUAGAUUCGGAGCCAGAGGUGCAGUUGGAAGAAAUCUGUUUUCAUGAGGGGAACGGAGUACCAGAGUGGGGACAACUUGUGCGAGCAGGAGAGGACGAGGAAGAAAACAGGAGGAAAGAGAAGAAGAGAAGAGAGUUGGAAGAGGAAAUGGAGAAAUUAAACAAGAGGGGAAGCAUAUAUGGUCGGAGGAACUCGGUGGUAGUUGGCAAGUCAGCCACUUCAAAUCCAACUGCGGCGUGGCUCGGUGCACAGAAGAUACCGGAAAGGGAGUGA